Molecule: messenger RNA, 1930 nt
Organism: Astyanax mexicanus (Mexican tetra)
Lineage: Eukaryota; Metazoa; Chordata; Actinopteri; Characiformes; Acestrorhamphidae
Gene: ormdl3
Product: ORMDL sphingolipid biosynthesis regulator 3
Exons: 4
Coding region: 349-810 (153 amino acids)
Biological process (GO): negative regulation of ceramide biosynthetic process; intracellular sphingolipid homeostasis; ceramide metabolic process
Cellular component (GO): endoplasmic reticulum membrane
Source: RefSeq, a predicted model, not a curated record
GGAGGUCGUACCGUGUUGGUCAGCAGCAGCUGCUGGAUACAAAUGUAUCGUUUAUAAACGUACGGAGCGCUCGCGGCUCGCUGUUAUUGGAGGGCGCUGGCUGAGGAACCCCCGCGCGCGCGCUGUGAAGACGCUCCUCCGGCUCAUCAGCUUUACGCGUCUUCUCUGAUUAAACGCUAAACUUAGAGAGAUAAACUGAUAACGGGGAUAACGGAGUUUCCCUCAGCCGGUUACUGUGACUGUUCCUCACACCCUGACUCAGGGUGAUCCGUCUGAUGACUGAACCCCAGCAGCUCGAUUGCGGCUUCCUCCCCUCACAGUGACCUGCGGUUUGCCCCUUUUACCACCAUGAACGUGGGCACAGCUCACAGCGAGGUGAACCCCAACACGCGAGUGAUGAGCAGCAGGGGCAUGUGGCUGUCCUACCUGCUGGGCAUCGGCCUUCUCCACAUCAUCCUGCUGAGCAUCCCCUUCGUCAGUGUGCCCGUGGUCUGGACCCUCACAAACCUCAUCCACAACAUGUGCAUGUAUCUCCUCCUGCACACAGUAAAAGGUACUCCGUUUGAGACUCCGGACCAGGGCAAGGCUCGCCUCCUCACCCACUGGGAGCAGAUGGAUUACGGGGUCCAGUUCACCGCCUCCCGCAAGUUCCUCACCAUCACCCCCAUCAUACUGUACAUUCUCACCAGCUUCUACACCAAGUAUGACCGCGUCCACUUUGUUAUCAACACGGUGUCUCUGCUGACGGUGCUCAUCCCCAAGCUCCCGCAGCUGCACGGAGUCCGGCUCUUCGGGAUUAACAAAUACUGAGGGGCUGCCUCUCUCCUCGCCGCUCUGGAACAUGCUUACUCAAUGGCAGCCCUUGUUUUGGGUUCCUGCCCAGACGUUAUUGAUGAACUGCGCACCAGGGGACCCAGUGUUGAGAAAUGAAAGGACCGGGAGACAGAAGCUCUCUCUAUUCUCGCUCUUUUUCUCAGUCUACAGACUCCAGUGGCUUCUUACGUGUGAAUGAAUAAGACAUUUACUGCAUUUUAAUGUCCACCGGUUUUUCACAGUGCUGCUCAUUUUGAACAAGAGCGUUUGAGGUGGUCCGCCGUCCUUCUUUUAUUCUAUAGUGUGAAAAAUGAAUGAAUCAAAGCAGUAUUCCUUUUCAGUAUUGUGUACGGAGCCCCUGAAGAGACAUAAGAGACAUGGUGUAUUUAUUUGUAGCUAAAAGGCACAUGACAGAUUUUUUAUUAGGUUUAACAGUGCUGAGCACCAGAUAAUAAAGAUAUUAGGGCUGGGUUACACCAUUGAUUUCUGAGUCAAUUAGGUAAAAGUGGCCCAAAUCCAAUUUUCCGAUCAAAUCUGAUUUAUAUAUUUAUUUCAGGCUGUUCACACAGUCUUUAAAAUUGUGACCCGUAUUUGACCUCUCUCUGAGCGAUUUGUGCCUUGUAUGUUAUAUGCAUGCAUGACAGAAUAGUUCUUCAUGUUAAGUUUCACUUUAAUGCUUAUCAAAAUCUUAAGAGCUAUGAAUGAGUUCAGACUGCAACUUAGCUUAUGACCGAAUUCGCUCCAUCCUCGCUGACAAAGAACACAAUAAAUGAAGGUCUAUUUUGUGCUCUAUUUUCACAUUUCACAUAAGGCGCACCAAAGUAUAAGGCACAAUUUAAAAGAGACACUUUAAGAAACUUCAAAUUCAGAAGGUUUCACCGCUGGGUGGGGUGUGGGGGUAGCUAACUAAGUCAAGCUAAGCUGCAUAAACAAAACUGUAAUAAAAAUACUUUCUUUUAAAGUCUACACAGAUUUCUCUCCUGUAUGUCCGGUAUCCCACACACAUAGUAUCUGGUGCUCACCACGUAAUAUCCGGUAUAUCUGGGUUUAUUUAUCUGUGUCUGGUGCUCAACUCUAUAAGGCACAAUUUAAAAGAAACACUUUAAGGAACUUCAGC